Molecule: messenger RNA, 3282 nt
Organism: Aphidius gifuensis
Lineage: Eukaryota; Metazoa; Arthropoda; Insecta; Hymenoptera; Braconidae
Gene: amon
Product: neuroendocrine convertase 2
Exons: 12
Coding region: 407-2344 (645 amino acids)
Biological process (GO): protein processing
Cellular component (GO): trans-Golgi network; Golgi membrane
Molecular function (GO): serine-type endopeptidase activity
Source: RefSeq, a predicted model, not a curated record
UUCUUGAUGCCAAGGAAAAGCUGUGUCAUAUAAAAAAAAAAAAAAGGAAAAUAUAUAUAAGCGUCAGGUGGUUUAGUUAGCUAUAAAGUAAAAAAAAAAUUUUAAUAAAUAGUAGUGGUAUUUGUGCGCACGCAUUUGAAUUGAUAAGAUAAUCAAUAUAAGCACGCUGUUAUGGAAAAAAAAAAAUAAUAUCAAGUAGAGACUGUUUCAUCUUUGUGAUGUGUUCACAUACAGAUGAUACAGUAGUUCAGUUAAAAUAAUAAAAUAUAAAUUCAUAUAAUUUUUGCUAAAAAAAUUCGCUAUAAUUAUCUUAUUUUUGUUAUAAAAAUUAUUGUAAAUGCAAAUAAUAAAUGCAAAUUACAAUAAAGUUUAAAAAAAGCUUCAUUAAUAAUAACAAAAUUUAAUAAUGGAAUAUUGUAUUUCAUUAUUUAUAUUUUUUUUAACUUUUUUAAAUUUUAAUUCUGAUCAUUCAAAUGAAGUACGUGCAACUUCUGAAGUUUUUACAAAUUCAUUUCUCGUUAAAUUAAAACAAUCUGUUGAUAAAACUUUAGCAGAUGAAGUUGCCAAAAGAAAUGGUUUCAUUAAUCUUGGAUCGAUUUUAGGAAAUCAAAAAGAAUACCAGUUUUUGCAAAAAGCACUUCCUCAUGCUCGAAGUAAACGAUCUGUUCCACACACUAGGCGACUUAAAAUUGAUCCACUGAUUCAUACAGCUGUGCAGCAGACUGGAUUUAGAAGAGUUAAACGUGGCAAUCGAUUAUUAAAUACAGAAAAUUUAUUGACGUUAAAUAAUAAAUUUAUGAAGGUACAAGUUGGCCCGGAGCCAAGUGAUCCAUAUUUUCAGUAUCAAUGGUACCUCAAAAAUACUGGACAAAAUGGAGGAAAACCAAGACUUGAUUUAAAUGUUGAAGCAGCUUGGGCACAGGGUAUUACUGGAAAAAAUGUCACCACUGCAAUUAUGGAUGAUGGAGUUGAUUAUAUGCAUCCAGAUUUAAAGUUUAAUUAUAAUGCACGAGCUUCUUACGAUUUCAGCAGCAAUGAUCCAUAUCCUUAUCCAAGAUACACAGACGACUGGUUCAAUAGUCAUGGAACAAGAUGUGCAGGAGAAGUUGCAGCAGCACGAGACAAUGGAGUAUGUGGUGUUGGUGUUGCAUAUGAUUCAAAAAUAGCUGGAAUUAGAAUGCUUGAUCAGCCUUAUAUGACUGAUUUAAUUGAAGCAAAUAGUAUGGGUCAUGAACCUGAUCUUAUUGACAUAUACAGUGCAUCAUGGGGUCCAACAGAUGAUGGUAAAACUGUUGAUGGACCAAGAAAUGCAACAAUGCGUGCAAUUGUUCGUGGUGUUAAUGAAGGAAGAAGAGGUCUUGGAAAUAUUUAUGUAUGGGCAUCUGGUGAUGGAGGAGAAGAGGAUGAUUGUAAUUGUGAUGGAUACGCAGCAAGUAUGUGGACAGUAAGCAUCAACAGUGCCAUAAAUGAUGGACAAAAUGCUCAUUACGAUGAAAGUUGUUCAAGUACACUUGCAUCAACUUUUAGUAAUGGUGCCAAGGAUCCAAACACUGGAGUGGCAACAACUGAUUUAUAUGGAAAAUGUACAACAACUCAUAGUGGAACAUCAGCAGCUGCUCCAGAAGCUGCUGGUGUAUUUGCACUGGCACUUGAAGCAAAUCCACAACUUACCUGGAGAGAUAUACAACAUUUGACAGUGUUGUCAUCAAAACGUAACUCAUUGUUUGAUGCUAAAGGAAGAUUUCAUUGGACUAUGAAUGGUGUAGGUCUGGAAUUUAAUCAUUUAUUUGGUUAUGGAGUUCUUGAUGCUGGUGGAAUUGUAGCACUUGCUAAAAAAUGGGAAACUGUUCCACCAAGAUAUCAUUGUGAAGCUGGAUCUAUUGGUGUAACUCAAGAAAUUCCAAGUGAUCGUUCAAUUCUUUUGAAAAUAAAAACUGAUGCUUGUUCUGGGACUGAAUAUUCUGUAAAUUAUCUUGAGCAUGUACAAGCAGUUAUAACAGUAAAUGCAUCACGUCGUGGUGACUUGGAAUUGUUUCUCACCUCACCAAUGGGAACUAGAUCCAUGAUUUUGAGUCGAAGAAUUCAUGAUGAUGACAAUCGUGAUGGUUUUACCAAGUGGCCAUUUAUGACAACUCAUACUUGGGCUGAGUAUCCACAAGGAACUUGGCUACUUGAGAUUAGCUUUAAUUCUCAAAAACCACAGCAUGGUUGGUUCAAAGAAUGGACUCUCAUGUUGCAUGGAACACGUGAACCACCUUAUGAAAAAUUAUCUACAACUGAUCCACAUUCAAAAUUGGCAAUUGUUAAAAAGGCACAUGAAGAACACUCAAGUUUAACAAAUUAGUUAAUUAUUUCUUUUAAUUUCAUUAUUUUAUAUUUAAUCCAUAUUUGAUCAUCAAAUAGAAACAAUUACAAUAAUUUCAUUUUAAUUUAAAUUUCAACUGAUGAUAAAUUCUCUCGAAGAAAUGCUUUUAUCAAAAAUUCAAUUUACAAAAAAAAAAUAUUAAAUGAGCAUUCUUAUGAUGACAUUUACAUUUUUUUUUUAUUCUUCAUGUCGUGAUCUUUUUUUUUUUUUUACCAUAACAAAUAAAAAAAACUACCAAAUAUAAUUUUAUAAUAAAAUUUAAACAGAUUUAAAUUUUAGAAAACUGUAUAUGAAAUAUUUUAAAUUCGUGAGCUUUUAAUCAUGUAUGCUAUCUGUGCGUGCGCUCAUUCAGAUAGUAAUUAUUGAUUAAUUGAUAAUUAAUAAUUACUAUCAUGAUCAUUACCUGACAGUGUGUUUUGUUGAUCAAAAAUAUAUCGUGUUUGUUUUUUGAAUAAUAUAAAGUAUAUAUAAAUAAUAAAAAUAUCAUGGACGAGAUUGAAAAAUGUUUUUUUUUUUGUUUAUUUUUUGUCUGUAAAAUGUUUUCUUAUUUUAUCCAUGAAUAAAAUAAAUUAUAAAUAUAUGAAUGUAAUUAUUUUGAAUAAUAUUAUAACUGUUCCAAAUAUAAAAAUUCAAUUUUUGAAGAAUUAUGAUUAUUUUUCAUUUCAAUCUACGUAAUACAACUGUUAAUCAAUAAAAAAUCAUUUUUAUUUUCCAGAUAUAUAAAGCAGCUUAAAAACUGAUAAAAAAAAAAAAUUUCAUUUGUUGAUUUAUUUGAUCUUGUCCUUGUAAAUAUAAACCCACAAGUUUUUUUUUUCCAUAAAAAAAACAAUAGAAAUAAUUUCGAUUGGUAUAUUUCGAUUGGUGAAUUUAUUUAUUCAAUUUAUUUUAAAAAAAUUUAAUAAUACGAUGGUGCUUUU